GAAGCAUAAAAAAAAUGUCCUGAAGCUGCCCUAGAAAGGAACACAGUGAAUAAGUCAGAUUACCUAAGUCAUCAGAGAAUCCACAUGACUGAGAAACCUUAUCAGUGCCUAGAGUGUGGCAAAAAUUUCUGUCGAAGUGCAGACCUCAUUAUUCACCAGAGAAUUCAUACAGGAGAAAAGCCAUACAAAUGCAGUGAUUGUGGGAAGAAGUUCAAUACAAAUUCACACUUGGUUAUACAUCGGAGAAUCCACACAGGAGAAAAACCUUACAAAUGUCCUGAGUGUGGGAAAAGCUUUUCUUAUAGCUCGGUGCUUGUUGGUCACCAGAGAGUCCACACAGGAGAAAAACCUUAUGUCUGUGCUGAAUGUGGGAAAACCUUCCGUAACAAUUCACACCUUAUUACACAUCACAGAGUCCACACAGGGGAGAAGCCGUAUGAGUGUCAUGAGUGUGGAAAAAGUUUCAGUGUGAGUUCAAACCUUAUUAAGCAUCGGAAACUCCACAAACGAGAUACGCAAUAUAUUUGUCCUGUCUGUGGGGAGUGCUUCAAUGGGAGCUCCUGCCUUGUUGAGCAUCAGAAAGGGCAUGCAGAAGAGAAACCAUAUAUAUGUCCUGUGUGUGGAAAAGGCUGCAGCCAGCAGGUCGGCUUGAUAGAACACAUGCAGACCCACACAGACGAGAAACCAUUUACUUGCUUGGAAUGUGGGAAAAACUUCCUGUUCAGUUCGGACCUGGUGUCCCAUCAGAGAGUCCACACAGGAGAGAAACCCUACAUCUGUCUGGAAUGUGGGAAAGGCUUCUCUCAGAGUUCACAACUGAUGUCUCACCGAAGAGUCCACACUGGAGAGAAGCCCUAUGAAUGCAUCAUCUGUGAGAAGAGUUUCAGAUCUAACUAUGACCUGGUCAACCACCAGAGAAGCCACACUGGAGAGAAGCCGUAUAUCUGCUCUGACUGUGGGAAAAGCUUCACCCGGAGCUCCCACCUGAUUUCCCACCAACGAGUUCACACUGGGGAAAGGCCCUAUCCUUGUGGCAUCUGUGGGAAGCGUUUCCGUGACUGCUCACACUUGAUCAGGCAUCAGAGGGUUCACACUGGUGAGAAACCUUAUGAAUGUUCCAUUUGUGGAAAAAGCUUCCGGGUCAAUUAUGACUUGGUUACCCAUCAGAGAAACCACACAGGAGAAAAGCCAUACGAAUGCCCCGACUGUGGGAAAGGCUUCAAGCGGAGCUCACAUCUCAUUUGCCAUCAGAGAGUUCACACAGGAGAAAAGCCCUAUCCUUGUGGCAUAUGCGGGAAGAGUUUUAGUUACAGCUCGGACCUUAUUAAACACCAGAGAAUCCACACAGGCGAGAAGCCUUAUGAAUGUCACAUCUGUGGCAAGAGCUUCCGUAUCAACGCUGACCUGGUCACUCACCAGAGAAUCCACACAGGAGAGAAGCCCUACACAUGCCCUGACUGUGGGAAGUGCUUUGCUCGGAGCUCACGCCUUGUAUCCCAUCAAAGGGUCCAUGUGAAGGAUGGAACCCUGGGAUUAACUCUGUCUGAAACAGACCCCUCACCUGUAGCAACAACCUGGUCACAAGCUCCUGAUGGCCACUGGGGCCAGAAAGAGGGGGUGGCCCCCUCCACUAAGCAGGGUAGUGAACCUGCUAAUUCUACUCGCUUGCUCUGUGAUGCAGCUACAUCUACCCAUUUGGCUGAAGUAAAAGUAAAAGUAGAGUGCCCUUGAUUACUAAAGCUUGGAAACUAGGAGGUGAAUGGACUGGGCCUGGUACCUAGUUAUGAAAUGCUGGCUUUCUGAGUCACAGCAGAACAGUAAUCGGAAUUGGGGAUCUGGUUGCCGCAUCAUUUAGGCACCGCUUUUUGAGCAAGGAGGAAGGUUGGAUAUGCCUUAAAUUGACCAAAUUGUGGAAUCCACAAGCUAUUUUUUGCAUUGUGCACAUCUGUGCAAGACCUGAAGGAGCAUAGCAACAAGGGUAUCCAGCCGUAUCUCCAUUGUAAACUAAUCUUGUGAUUUAUUUGAUUCUUGAUGCUUUCCCAAAAGAAUCCCUGGAAAUGUAGUUGUUAUGUGAGUGCAGAGGAAUUUUUGAUUAGGGUUUCCUAGAUUCUUCCUGGGGUUCUUUGUGGGAAAGUACACACAAAUUGGGAGCGUGGUCAUAAAGAAACAUGACAGGACAUGAGGGGGCUGAAAAGAGCAGCCGCCCUAUAUAGAUGUCCUGGGAAUGACCCAAGAAAAAAUAAUCAACUAGUUGUUGCUUGCAGUAGCCUUCAAAAUAAAUACUUUAAAUUUCACUCCCCACCCCCCCCCCAUCUUGGGUUAUUCCCAAGGGGUGGUUAUAAGUUGGUUUAUAUUGCAGUCUGUAAUAUAAACGUGGCCCCUCCAGGCUUUCUUUGUAAGCACAGAUAUCGUUUCACAGAAGCGAGACUUUGCUGUUUGUCGUCUUCUAGAGUUUCACCCGAAUUUGUGUGUGUUUAAUUGCUAUUGGUAGAGAAAAGUAUUAUAUCUGGAUAGUGUGGAGCUUUAAGUCACUGAUAAAAAUUAUUUAAUUUAAUUUAUAGUGCAUGGUCCUUUCCUGUACGGGUGCAGUGUCUGAGCAUGGAGAAAUCCACCGAAUGCUGUUUUUGUUUUGUUUUUCCUGAUCAUGUCCCUUUGAUGAGGUCAUAUCCUGUGCAGAAGACCACUAAGGGGAACACAAAACAUUUGCACCAAGUGUCAUAUCACUCUCUUUCCUGCUAUCUUAAGGGACACAGACUUUGGAAUUUGAUUUCCUUGACCAGGAAAGGGUAAGGCUAGCUUGUGACAUUUCAAAACUUCUCAUUUCUUGUGGAUCUGGAAUCGGUACCUGCACAAGCUUCAAUGGAUGGCUGCCAACAGAUGCUUGUUCCCAACAGGAAAAUAUCAUGUCUGUUCGUUUUGUGUUAUUUUUUUUCAAUAUGAAUUUUCUAAAUUGAAUUUCCAAGGAGUUCCAGCCCAAAUUAUGUUAAGAGGCUAGCAUGACAAGACCUUAUAGGACUGUCCUGAUAUAGUAAUCUUCCUUUGAUUCCUCCAUUCCUCAUGUGAAUUUACUAUAGUAUUUUUUUUUUGUCAUCCUUUUACCUCCGAGGUUCGACCACUGUUCUCCCGUGGAGAGGGGUGGGACAAUAGGCAAUACUGAAGACGUUACUAAGCUUAAAAAGUGAUGCCAGAAAACAUGCCAUCUCUGUCUCUUGCUCUAACUGGCAUUUAUCCCAUACCUUGACAGAGCAAUCUCAAGCGACGGAAUAGUCUUCCUGUCAUGCAUUCUAUGAUGGGGAUAACGCAGGGAGAUGAACAAGAAAACAAUGAGUUGUUACUUUCCCCCAAACUGUAAUCCAAUUUGAAUAAUUGUUUGUAAAUUUUUGGAACAUGCGGCCUGGCCCCGGGAGGGGGGGGGGGGCACCAACUUUGUCUUCCUGUUUAUAAGGAUUUGAUUUUGAAAAGCAGAACUGUGGAGACUGAUUUGUUGUCAAAUCUAGGAAGAGAGUUACAUACACUUUGUGUUGUCUGGGCUUCUCUGUACAGACAGCAGGUAGGGCAGAGUUCUGAAGGCAUGUGUCUUACCAUGGGGUCACUGCAGCAGGCUAUAAAAGUAAACCGCUGGUGAGGAAAGAGGACGGAGUUUCUGUCUACUGCUGAGUUCUUCCACCUUGCUGCCAUAAUCUGUCUCUGUGACUGUAGAAGUCACUGUGGAAGUCUGUUAAUUUUAACCUUUAGCUGAAGAUACAAGUAUAAUAGUGUGUGUGCGCAUGGGUGGGUGUGUUUUAAGUUAGUCCCUUUAUGUGUUCCAUCUGUGGUGGUAUGACCUGCACGAUCUCAGGUAGGAUUGUAGUCUUCCACUGUCCCAGCUCUGAAGUUCUCAGCUUCAAGAGUUUAGAGAGAAAAGGGUGUGUAAAAGCAUGCUUUUACAAAUUGAAAUCUUAUACAUUCUGAAGGGUUCUCCCGUUCCCCCGCAAUAUCUUUCUUGACAUCAGAUUAUGAGUCCAGGAUUGGUAUAUCUCUUUCUGUGGGUUUGUUUUUUAUUUCCUUUCCAAUUUCCUGUGGAUGUUGUAGGUUCUGUAUAGUAGGUAACCAUCUAGUAAUAAGAGUAAGAUAAAUACUAUGAUAUCAGUCACCUCUGUCAAAUUCGGACCUUCACCGUUAUUGGUGAUGGGCAAAUUCAGCACCUAAAAAUCAGAACCUGCUUGGUGUGUACAAGCUUUAUUGGGGGAAAAAAGCUUGCAAUAGUGUAUGUGCGUGGGUGGAGCCACAAGUGUGCACCUUAUCAUAUUGUCCUGUUUUACCUGUCCUGCACCCACUACACAACCCCAGCCCUAUGGGAGAGCCACCUAAAAAUUCAAUUAAACUUCUCCUGACCAAGGGAGAGGUUAGAUCUGGAUCAAGGAUCACAUAAGGGAGAGGUUAGAUCUGGGUCAAGGAUCACAUAAAACACUUGCAAGGAACCAUAAAGAUAUUUCUAACCUGAAUAGGCAAGCUCCUGACCCAACGAAAGGUUACUUGCCUGCAUUGUCUGGUGGAAUCCCCGAGAACUCCAAACAGAAAUGGCUCAACUUUCUUCAUGCACCUGCGAAGUAGCUUGUUUGGGGCAUCUAGAUGAAACACUGAUCGUGAUUACUGUUCUGAGCUGGAGGUACUUGCCUGUUCUUUGAUACAGCACAGCUGAAGAAAUGUACGUAUUAAAGCAUUUGGAGGGGCAUUGCGUCCUCGUACUGUGCAUAUGUGAAGUUCCCAUGCCGGACCAGAACUUCAGUCAUUCAGCUAUGCCAAAAAAGGGUCGGCUUUGAUUGGCCUGAAUGAAAAAAAAAACUUAGUUGCAGCUGAAUCUGAACGGCAGCAAAGAACACAAUAGAUUUAACUUAUAACCUGCCACCAUUUAAAAAAAAAUCACCAAAGGUUAGAGCAGUUUUUCGCAGCCAGGCAUCCUCCUCCUGUAACCCCGUGAGCGCAUCAUGUAUCAAGAAAGAAGAAUGCAGCAUUAAGUGCAGUUACAAGUCACAUGGGCAAAAUUAACUAGGGAAAUGUAAGAUGAGAGUUGAUCUGCUGGUUAAGGAGAGAAUGGGCAAAUGCCUUUUACUUUGUAAGCUUUGUUAGUCUAAUUAUGGUUCAGUGGUGGUAAAAAUCCUUAUCUGUUGAUUUCUUGCAGGUUUCAAAAUUAGGGCCGUUGCUAGCAGUUACUGAAACGUCCGUGUCCUUCACCAAGGAUAAGGCUUUCCCCCCUCCGUGUAAAAGAAUCUAAUUAGUGUUAGCUCGGUAGGAAUUGUACUUUCUCUUUAGCUUGGCCAACCCCAUUGAAAGGAGUUAGCGUUUCUCUUUAAUUUAACUGGCAGUGCAAUCCUAGGCAAUGUGACCAUCUUUUUAAAAUUUCAGUGGACACGCAAUGGUGUGACUUUGUUUAGGACUGCAUUGGAAGUUCCUGUAAUCCAGAGAAGUUACCUGAAAACUUCAAUUUUUAAUUUGUUGAGUUUUGUUAUAUUUAUAUUUACUGUUCUUUUCUCUGUACGCUUAUUAUUUCUUCACCUGUUAUCAUUGUAGACAUGGAAUUUUCCAAUUUUGAAUUUAUUGUAUUCCAGUUCCUUAUGAUAUUCAAUAAAAAAAAAUUGUUAAAA
Sphaerodactylus townsendi is the source of this 5624-nucleotide messenger RNA. Its product is annotated as zinc finger protein 271-like. Bases 85 to 1731 code for a protein of 548 amino acids. The record is from RefSeq and is a predicted model, not a curated record. NCBI's taxonomy places the organism in Eukaryota, Metazoa, Chordata, Lepidosauria, Squamata, Sphaerodactylidae. The transcript is spliced from 2 exons.